Molecule: messenger RNA, 1002 nt
Organism: Nelumbo nucifera (sacred lotus)
Lineage: Eukaryota; Viridiplantae; Streptophyta; Magnoliopsida; Proteales; Nelumbonaceae
Source: RefSeq, a predicted model, not a curated record
AUGUUUCUGAAGGUCGUGUUACCACUGCUACUGUGCCUGUUUGUUUUUCUACUCAUGUCCUCGGUGGCCUUGGAAGAUACUGGCUUUAUCUAUAAUGGAUUUCGAGGUGACAAAGUUAGCCUGGAUGGCGAAGCACAGAUCAUACCCAACGGGCUCUUGAUGCUAACGUAUCAAUAUAAACGACAGUUGGGCCAUGCCUUCUAUCCCUAUCCUCUCCACUUCAAGAAUCUACCAGACGGCAAUGUUUUCACAUUCUCUACCACUUUUGUAUUUGGGAUCCUCCCCAAGUUCCAAAAUUUUUAUGGUCAUGGAAUUGCUUUCGUGAUCACACCUUCAAGAGCGCUUCCCGGAGCUCGACCGACCCAGUAUCUAGGCAUGUUCAAUGAAUCCAACAACGGUAAUCUGUCCAAUCAUGUUGUUGCAGUAGAGCUCGACACCAUCAAGAACAGUGAGUUCUCAGGUAUCAAUUACAACCAUGUCGGUAUCGAUAUUAACGGCUUGACGUCUGUUUCUUUUGCCCAAGUAUCGUAUGCUAUCGAUCAAAGUGAUAACCGUAAGAAUCUAAGCCUCGUAACUGGGAAACCAAUUCAAGUAUGGAUAGAAUACAAUGGCGUAGAAGGACAGAUGAAUGUAACGUUGACUCCAAUUGAUGUUUCUAAACCCCAUAUCCCCCUUCUUUCUUAUUCUCGCAAUCUUUCUCCGUUCAUGGAGGAUUCCAUGUACGUUGGCUUCUCAUCAUCGACGGUCUCCUUCUCUACUUCCCAUUACGUGUUGGGAUGGAGCUUUAAGAUGAAUGGACCUGCUAAAAAGCUCACCAUCUCCCAGCUUCCUAAGCUACCUCGACUAGGACCGAAAAAGCAAUCCAAAUCAGAGAGCGGGUGGGCAUUUGCUCCUAUACCAAAGAGGUACCUGCCGGUGCCGGAGAAGGAGAAGGAGAAGGAGAAGAGAACUCUAACUCGAGAUAGGAUUUUGAGAUUUCGAAUGAUAGAGUUUUGGGGGUAA